This is a messenger RNA of Asparagus officinalis (garden asparagus), 983 nucleotides long. RefSeq names its product 4-coumarate--CoA ligase 1-like. The coding region runs from base 38 to 676 and encodes 212 amino acids. The record is from RefSeq and is a predicted model, not a curated record. Gene Ontology annotation, molecular function: CoA-ligase activity. Lineage: Eukaryota; Viridiplantae; Streptophyta; Magnoliopsida; Asparagales; Asparagaceae. The transcript has 4 exons.
CCUCGUAAAUCUUUUUUUUUUUCAACAGGGUUACGGAAUGACCGAAGCUGGACCAGUACUUUCCAUGUGUCUAGCGUUUGCAAAGGAGCCAUUCGAUGUGAAGUCAGGCUCGUGUGGAACGGUUGUACGCAAUGCUGAGCUCAAAAUCGUUGAUCCCGACACUGGAUUCUCACUCUCAAGGAACCAACCAGGAGAAAUUUGCAUUAGAGGGCACCAAAUCAUGAAAGGAUAUCUUAAUGACCCGGAAUCAACUGAACGGACCAUCGACAAAGAAGGGUGGCUGCACACCGGAGACAUUGGGUACGUGGACGACGAUGAUGAAAUAUUCAUCGUCGAUCGGCUCAAGGAGCUCAUCAAGUACAAAGGGUUUCAAGUUGCUCCGGCCGAGUUAGAGGCCAUGCUCAUUACUCACCCUAACAUUGCCGAUGCUGCUGUUGUCCCCAUGAAAGAUGAUCUUGCUGGAGAGAUGCCUGUGUCCUUCGUCGUGCGAUCUGGUGGGUCUGAAAUCACGGAGGAUGAGAUCAAGCAAUUCGUCUCCAAACAGGUGGUCUUCUACAAGAGGAUACACAAGGUAUUUUUCGUCGACGCCAUUCCGAAAGCGCCAUCUGGCAAAAUCCUGAGGAAGGACUUGAGAGCAAGGCUAGCCGCUGGAUUUCCUAAUGGUCAACAGCUGUGAUCUCCAUCUAAAACCGUCAAAAUGCAUGAAUACACUGUAAUUAUUGACUACUGUGUGUUGUCCACUUUAUUUGUGUACAAGAGUGAUGAAGAAUAGGGUAUUUCCAUAUUAUUUUCUUCCUAUAAUGCCCUGGAGUGUAAAGAACGGAGUUUUCAUGCAUCGAAGAAUGAGGAUUUGUUGAGAAGGGUAUUUUGGACCUUCCCUCUAUCUGGAAUUAUGACAUACUAUGUGUUUGCGAGUCGAAGUAUGUAACUGUUACAAAAAAUUCACGAGUUUGUGGAAUAUAAUUGUAAUAUUGAUUUUUAAA